CAUCUAUUCUAGAAAAGAAUAAAAAGGAAGGGGCAUCCCGGAAGAUCGGGGAUACUUGGAUGAAAAGGAAGACGGACACUGAAUAGUACAGAUGCAAUAAAGGUAGUUUGAUUUUGCAAACACUCACAAGCCGGGCUGGUGUGCGCACGCCUUCCUGUUUAGAGCACGGAACAUUAAUGCAUAAGCCCGGUUGCCUGAGCACCAUUCUCUACUAAUUUUCGUUGCUCGCUGGUUUACAGUGAAAGAAACUCAAAAGAAGUAGAGGCGUGGAAGCUUAUUUUCCCGUGGGCAUUUUUUCGUAGGCUGCUUCAGUCAACCAACCAGCUAGUGGGAAUUUAGAUUCGCUUAUUCAAUGAAGGGCUGAGCCCAGACCCUGGAGGCAGAGCCUUGCCUAGUACUGCAGCAUCAACACCCCUCUCUCUCUGCAAACACUGACACUAAGAGCUACAGAAGGGCAGAGACAACCUGAGAUUCCAGGAAGCUGCAAAAGCUGGAUGUGAGUACAAGACAGCAGCGGUUUAUUUGAUCCCCUACAACCUGCAGGCCGCCACUCAACCUCCAUUUGACUGCUGAGACACAAUGGGUUCGAACCCACGUUUCACUAUGCAGCUACACUUGCUCCUCUUAUUGUUAAACGUGGUGUCUAUCUCUUGUGCAGAUAUUUGUAAAAGUAGAGCGUUCACACAAAGUGGAGAGUGUUGCAAGAUGUGUGGUCCAGGAGAAGGAGUAGUACAGAGGUGUGGGGUCAACCAAACAGUAUGUGAGGCCUGCAUGGACAGUGUCACAUACUCGGAUGAUUUCAGCCACACAGCACCCUGCAAACCUUGUACAGAGUGUACUGGACUGAAGCGUAUGUUCAUUCCUUGUAUGGAGUCAGAGGAUACCAAGUGCCAGUGCACAUAUGGUUACUUUAUGAAUAGCAAGGGUCAGUGCAAGCCAUGCACAAAAUGCAACAAAGGUUACGGGUUAAUGUUUGCUUGCACAAAGACACAGGACACAGUAUGCGAGGAGUGUCCUGAUGGAACAUACUCAGAUGAAGACAGCAUCACGGAGCCUUGUAUGCCAUGCACUCUCUGUGAAGAUGAUGAAAAUAUGACGAAGAAUUGUACCAAAGUCUCAGACUCUGAAUGCGUUGGGAAAUCCUCAAAAAUGACUAUGAUGCCAACAUUAACAGAUGAUUCUAUUACAGCCUCAACAAAUCCUAAUCCCAGUGAUCGUAUACACCAGGCAACAACAGAUAUCUUGACAACUCCCAUCACAAGCUCCGGUCCUAUCACAAGUCCCGGCACAGCAGAGAAUCUCAUACCAGUGUAUUGCUCCAUUUUAGCAGCUGUAGUGGUGGGAUUGGUUGCUUUUAUUGCCUUUAAAGGUUGGAAUAACUGCAAACAAAAAAAGCAAGCAGCAAAUAACCGGACAGUGAACCAGACACCAUCACCAGAAGGUGAGAAACUGCACAGUGACAGUGGCAUCUCUGUGGGCAGCAAUGGUGAUAAUCACACCAUGGACAGCCACAGUCUGCAUGAUCAACAACAUCAGACGCAAGUGGUUGUGAAAGUGGACAGUGGCCUGUACACAACAUUACCCCCACACAAGCAAGAAGAGGUGGAGAAACUCCUGGAUAACUCAGAAGAAGAUGUUUUUCGUAACCUGGCAAGUUUGCUGGGAUACAAAUCUGACCACAUAGACAAUUUCUCACAAGACGACCAUCCCGUCCGUGCUUUGCUUUCUGAUUGGUCCAGCAAAGACACUUCUACAAUGGAUACUCUGUAUAAUGCUCUGAAGAAAAUUCAGCGGGAUGACAUUGUGGAUACUCUCAACAGCGAUUCAACUGCUACAUCUGCUUUGUGAAAACUGAAUGUAGCUCUGCUGAAGGGCUGGCCUCAAGAAUGAUUUCAUUAGUGCUUCUUUUUUUGAGGACCACUGCAAAGACUAAGUAAUAUGAAGGAAAAUGGGGUUAGCCUUCAGGUCCCCCAUUGUUAUGAACAGUAAUGUAUGCACUGAUGCAUUCUUUUCAGUAUUGAUCUGCAUUUCUUUCCAUCUCUGCGUCUACUUCCCUUGUUCCACCUUCAAUUUAACCUAUACGGACUAAAAUGCCAAAGCAAAAGAAAAACACAAAGCGCUUACAUGUGUUUCUUGUGGUCACUUCAUAAAAUGAUGGCUUGACCACUUGCAGAUGUCAAAGCUUGUGUCUGUGCUUUGACAGUGUAUACAGUCAAGUUGUGUGUAUGUGUAGGUUUGAAUGUUUGUGGGAGUGCAUGCGUUUACCAUAAUGGUGGAUGUUAUGUGUUCUCUGCAUAAGUAAAUGCAUUUGGCAGCUUUUUCUCUCUUCUCUUUUUAUGCUUGUGUGAAAGCAUCCUUGAAUAUAAUAUAUGUUACUUAAAGUAACCCCGACCACCUCCCCACAUACAAACAGAUAAGGUUGCUCCUCCUUAUUAUGCACUUUUCUGGACAAGGGAUAGGUCAGCCAGUAGCAUCAGGAUAUGUAUGGCUUUGCUAUUCCCUAGGUACAUGUCAUAGGCAGUCUCAUCAUGCAAACUGCCUGUUUUCCUGGUUACAAAUACUGUGAAUAAAUGACUUAUUUCUUUGUUAUGUCUACAGAAAUUUGAGUUUGUCAGGUCCUUUAUAUGGUGGGUUGGAAAAUUGAUUGUUUGCCCACAUGUUGCAGAAAGCUGAUAGCUUUCUGAUACUAAUCUCUGCAGUUUGACAGGUUAUUUCUAUGUAACAGGGUACACUGGUAGUGCAAGCCUCAAACGGAGUGCAGUUAAGGCACCCCAAAACUAUGAUUAUUCAACUGAUGUAAUAUACAUCAGCUGUCUCGCUGAUUUUAGCUUACAAAUCUUGAUAUUUUUCCCUAACUCCCCAGGCUAAACAUUUCACGGUAGUUUUUCUUUUAUAGUUUUGCGCUCAUUUAAAAGAUUAAAUCAUUAAUUUUACUAUCAGGUAAUGCAACAUAUUAAAUGACGACUUAUUCUGAAUUGCUAAAAAGCAAGCUUUUGCGUCCUGUGGAUCCUAUAUAUUUUUUUUCAGUCUUACUAUAGCAGAACAGUAGGAAGAAGAGCAGACCAAGCGCCUUGGUUAGGCAUCCGUUUCAAAUGUCAAGAUGCAAUGUGGUGAGUGCUGAAACAGGGAGACCGAAAGGCUGAAAAAAAACUUAAAUCUACUGUUUGAGACUUGACAGGUGUGCGCGUGUGUGUGUGUGGGGGGGGGGGGGCUUGCCCACCCUGCCAAAAAGAAGUUUAAAGGGGAAGAUUGAGGUUGAAGAUUCACUCCUUUCCUGAAUUUAUAUGUUUUUUUUUUUUUGGCAUGCUGGCAAUAGACAUUUUUGUGCUGACAUUUCAAUAUGGAGUCCCUCAGUUAGGCUUUAUACAUCAGCUAUUGCGGCCUAGUACCAAUGGAUUGCUGUCUCUGUGUUCAGUUUCUUUCAUUAACCUUCCUUUCUUAAUCAAUGUGCUGUUAACACAAACAUAGCCAAGUAUUUCCGUAUGAGACCCUUGUAGAUAGACAAAACAGAGUUUGAUCUGCUUUAUGUCAUACAAUGUCAUGAACCUCCACAGUCAUUCCCAUCUUCACUGUAUAAAAAAAGCAAAUAAUAAAUCCUGGAUGGGAUGCCAGUUCAUCUCAGUACCUUGGUUUAAAAUGACUCACCAAAUAUAUUUUACUGAAUAGUGUUUUAUUGGAAUUUUUCAUAGUGGGGUGGAAUGCCCUCCAGACUCCAAAUUGGGAGUGACCUAUUACUUCCAAUACACAUAACCUACUCCAAACCCAUAGUACCUCAGAUUACAUGAUAUUUCAUGCUGACUAACAGAUGUCUUGAUGAAUCUAAUUUGGUGAGUCACAUUUUGCUUAAUCAUCUCCAACCAUUCACCAUUCCACAUUAGCAUACAAACAUUCAGGCAGAAGAAGGCAUAUCAUUUGCUGAGUCUUCUUGAAUGCUGCAAUUAUAUCUCAUGAAGUAGCCCCUCACCCAGUACCCCCACCCCUUUUCUAUCUCUAAAAAUCCUACUUUUACUAAUAUUUCAUCAGCAAUAUGUUCCUAGGUCUCAUUCUGUCUCUAUCUCUCUCUGUGCAUAUAUAUAUAUAUAUAUAUAUAUAUAUAUAUAUAUAUAUA
Messenger RNA from Protopterus annectens (West African lungfish), 4108 nucleotides. It is a transcript of the gene NGFR, whose product is annotated as nerve growth factor receptor. Lineage: Eukaryota; Metazoa; Chordata; Ceratodontiformes; Protopteridae. The record is from RefSeq and is a predicted model, not a curated record. The transcript is spliced from 6 exons. Gene Ontology annotation, molecular function: death receptor activity; coreceptor activity; nerve growth factor binding. Gene Ontology annotation, biological process: Rho protein signal transduction. The coding region runs from base 580 to 1848 and encodes 422 amino acids. Gene Ontology annotation, cellular component: plasma membrane; cell surface.